This is a messenger RNA of Besnoitia besnoiti, 867 nucleotides long. Its product is annotated as Zn-finger, RING domain containing protein. NCBI's taxonomy places the organism in Eukaryota, Apicomplexa, Conoidasida, Eucoccidiorida, Sarcocystidae. Gene Ontology annotation, cellular component: nucleus. Gene Ontology annotation, molecular function: ubiquitin protein ligase activity. The transcript has 9 exons. The record is from RefSeq and is a predicted model, not a curated record. The coding region runs from base 1 to 867 and encodes 288 amino acids.
AUGUCUCGGCACAGCAAGAAUGCGACGAGCGCGCCGCUUUUUUCUUACCACGAGCGGAAGAAGCUGAAAGAUGCGGGCACGAUCCGCGAGCGGCUAGACACGAAUGCGCUGCGGCGCUUCGAGGCGUGCUGGCUGUGUAAUCGCACGGCCCUGUCGCCUGUGUGCACGCCCCAGGGCUUGGUCUUCUGCAAGCAUUGCCUGUUUCUCAACUUCGAGGACCAGAAGAAGAAGUCCGCUCGCGAGCUAAAGGACUGGGAGGCGCAGCAGCGCACGAAAAAGGAGGAAGAGGCGCUGAAGAAGCAGGAGGUGGCGACGGCGACUCAGCGGAAGUUCCUCCAGCAAGAGAGCAACAUCGCGUCCUACUACGCAAAGCAGCGAAAGCUUACCGUCGCUGAACUGGAGGAAGCCGCCAAGAAGCCAUUUCGAGUUCCGACCGGCGAGGGUGGCAGGGCCGAGGCCCGCGCGAAAAGCUUUUGGGUCGCGCAGAAUACGCCUUCCGCCGCUGCCGCAGAGGCGAAGCCGCCAAAGAAGUCUCUCGUUUGUCCAAUCACGCAGAAGCCUCUCAAGCUGAAACAGCUGGUGUAUCUCAAGCCCGAACUACUCGAUGACAAAGAAACGGAGUUCAACAGAUGGGCGUGCGCGGUGUCAAAGCGCGCCAUCACGAACCAGAAGGCCGCCGCGGUCAUCCCAACGGGCGACGUCGUCCUCAUGGACUGCUUGGAGAAGUAUGUGUUGAACAAGAAGGGCGGGCACUACGGCGACAAAAUCAUCACAAAAGCAGAUAUCAUUCCGCUGGUUCCUGGUGGGACAGGCUACAGCUCGCACAACACGGUUGAAGGAGUUGUUAGACAGGCGUGCAUCCAAUAA